AAACUUCUGCAUUUAUUGUUUUUAUGUAUUUCUUAACUUGUGCUGUAAUCCUUCUCCUCUGAGCAUAUUUUGCAUUGAAUUUGGACAUUGUUGGAAUUAAUAAAUAAAAAGUGUAUUUGCUUCAGAAUAUAUAACUUAGAUAAUCGCACUGUUAUCGAACAGUCGAAUACUUGCAAUUGCAUGAUCACUGGAGAACCUUAAAUUUCCACUCAGCUGCUGGAAAAGAAAAGGGCGAAUAGAAACAAAAAUUUGAAAAUGGCGGCCACGGUCGCUGUGUACGUACGUCAUCGGCUAAAAGUAUAGCUGCUAUUAUAAGGAGUUCAGGCGGGGCAACACCUGUCACAGUUAAUGCGUAUGCGUGUGCAGCGUCGAUCCAGAUAGAACCCGGCCUUCAAAGUCUAUCUCGUGAUAACUUUAUGGGACCCUUGGAUUUUCGGUUUUCGAUACUGCUAGGAUAUAUAUCGUUUAGAUUUUCUUCGCCUAAGCACAGCCAGCAAAAUCGUAGGCUCACAACAGCUGACCCUUUCCCACGUGUACGAUUCAGCCCUUGUCCGGAAAGCAACACAAAUCAUGCUUGACCCCACCCAUCCACUCAACCCCCGCUUCGAGCCUAUGCCCUCAGGACGGAGAUUGAGGGCCCCUCUUGCGAAAAAGAACGUUUAUAGAAGGUCAUUCAUUCCAUCGGCCAUCUCUGCUCUGAACAAACAAAAAACUGUUAUCAUGUAGUCAUGGGAACUGGUGUAUUGUCCUUUUGAUGCGGGCGUGUGUGUGGGUGUGUGUGUGUGCUCACUUCUGCCAUUGCUGAUGUUAUUGUUGAUGCUUUUGAUUUUCUCUCUGACUGCUUGCAUGCUGGAAGACACAUCUCCUUUGCUGGACAAUAAAGUUAUCUUUAGAACGCUAUGGUGAGGCGAUCGAGUUGUUACAAAUAAGUAUUUGUCUUGUAGUCCUGAGCCACACUAUAAUGAUAUUAAUAUGAUUUGGGCAGCCUCAGGCAAUCGUUUUGAAAUAAUGCGCGUUUGUCUGGCGUGUUAAGCCACCCGUGCCGUUGUAGCAAGUGACACAACUUUAACUCGUACUUAUGUUGUGCGUUGUCCGUCUCCUAAAAGUGCUCGUUGUCUUGUAUUUUCGAUCCGGUCAUUUACAAGAAGAGUAUUUUCAAGACUUCUAGCAGCUCCAGAAAAUGAUCGUAGGAGAGGAAGAAGAUUUAACCGUCUUAAAAUCGUUUUUUGGUUGCGCAACAGACUCCAACUUCCCCACGGUCGCCAUGUUUAAACUUUGGAAGGUCAUGGCCAAAGCAGUUCCACAUUCAAAACUCAAUUGAUGUGUUUCAUGAUAAUAUUUUAUGAUAAUUGGCUAUUAAAUAAAGUUUACAUUUUAAAGUGUAAUUCUUAAGAAGAUAUUCUUAAAGAGCGAAAGUUUCUUUGAAGUUAAAAUUUUGUGCAGUCUAUGAAACAUGUCUGCUACCAUUAGCAUUCGUGGCUGGAAUAUUUCAUGAUGUCAAAUCACUCAAAGCGACGGCAAGUAACAAGGUUUACAAAGGAAUCUGCAGGCUCGGCUUCUGCCUCUUCAUCAAACCGUCACCAAGGAUACAUUGCUGAUGGCAGUCAGUAUGGAGAAAAAGCAAAGUCUGUUGUUCAAGAUAUGGAUGAUCCCUGGUCACCAACAACAAUGACAGCAUUUAAGCUGCUGAUGUCAGCACGACUGUGUGCAGCACUUUGGAACAUUGUUACUGACUGUGAUGAGACCUAUAACUACUGGGAAUCAGCACAUUAUCUGCUGUAUGGUUAUGGCUUUCAAACCUGGGAGUAUUCACCUGUUUAUGCCAUUCGAUCCUAUGCUUACAUCCUGCCAUAUCUAAUUCCUAUGAGAUUGUUUGAGAUCUUUCUCACCAACAAUAAGAUUCUCAUUUUUUACCUGCUGCGAUGCUGUCUAGGAACAGUUUGUGCUGCCUGUGAAGUUUACCUUUACAAGGCUGUGAAUCAAGCUGUUGGGACCAAUGUGGCACGCCUGAUGCUGUGGUUCCUGCUGCUGAGUACAGGCAUGUUCAUUGCAUGCACAGCAUUUCUUCCCAGCUCCUUCUCUAUGUAUCUCACCAUGGUCGCUGUGGCUUCUUGGUUGACUGGCAAAAAUAAUGUGGCUAUUCUGGCUGUAGCAGCAAGUACCAUCAUAGGAUGGCCUUUUGCAGCUGCAUUAGGGCUUCCUAUUGCCUUUGACGUAAUCUUCAGACAAAAACAGGUUCUGUACUUUGGGCUCUGGUGCAUAAUUUCGGCUGUUGUUUUUUUACUGCCAGUAGUAUUGAUCGACACUCACUACUAUGGAAGGCUUGUGAUAGCUCCUCUUAAUAUCAUCUUUUAUAAUGUCUUCACUAGCCAUGGACCUGAUCUUUAUGGAGUGGAACCCAUGUCCUAUUACAUCUUGAAUGGUUUUCUCAACUUUAACAUUAUUUUCUUGGCAGCAUGUGUUUCUCUUCCAGCAGUGAUUAUAGGAGCUUGGGUUAUGAGAUUGCCUGCCAACAAAAGAUUUCCAGUCUGGUUGAUUUUGGCACCCAUGUACAUCUGGAUUUUGAUCUUUUUUACUCGUCCACACAAGGAAGAAAGAUUCCUGUUCCCAAUCUAUCCUUUUUUCGCACUGGGUGGUGCAGUGUUUGUUGACAUUGUACAGAAAUUGUGGAGUUAUAUAAUGCCGGAGGCUGUACGUGCUCGCUACACAGAAAGCAGUAAUAUCAUCUCCAUCUUCACUGGCAUUCUCUUCUCUUUGCUGUGCUUGUCACGCUCAGUGGCCCUGUACCAAGGUUAUCAUGCAUCCAUGGACAUUUUUGUGGAACUUCACAAAGUGGCCAAUGAUCCCAAAGUGCAUACAUUACCUUUUGACAAGCAUGUCAAUAUCUGCAUGGGAAAGGAUUGGUAUCGGUUCCCCAGCAAUUUCUUCCUUCCAUCUGAUAGGUGGCACUUGCAGUUUAUCAAGUCAGAGUUCAAGGGUCUUCUGCCAAAAGCUUAUGAACCUUGGCCUAAUGGAACACGACUUAUUCCAUCAAACAUGAAUGAUCUUAACAAGGAGGAACCAUCAAGAUAUAUUGACAUCAGCCGAUGUCAUUAUCUUGUUGACCUUGAUGUGCCAACUGAAAGCAGUUUAGAGCCACGGUAUGCAGCUUUGGAAGACUGGACAGUGGUGGCAAGUGCUCCCUUUCUGGAUGCUGGGAGAUCUCAUCGAUUGCUGCGGGCAUUCUACAUUCCAUUUGUGUCAGCAGCGCACUGUCAUUAUGCUGACUACAACAUUCUAAAAACAACACGCACAAAAAAAUCUGUGAAGCAUACAAAAUUAUAAUUCCUCAGCUCUGCUAUUAACUAAAUAUUUACUUCUUCAAGAAGAAAGUGAGAAGAAUGUGUGCCACUUUGCUUGACUUUACGUAACACAGUAUAUACCUAUGUUAUAUACAAUAUAUAUUAAUUUUUGUACAUAAAUGUGUGGAAAUGCUGUUAUAGCUUUACUUUAACAUUUCCAACUAUGUGUAUCCCAUAACUGAUGAAUAGGAUGUCAGCUAACGAUCUCUGUCCUCCCACCCCUUUAAAAAAAAAGACAUCUUAGCAGUAUGGAGCAAGCAAUUCUGUCACAGAAAAUGCAGAUUUAAGUGAUUUAGAUUUCUGAUCUCUAAGAUCUUGUUCUUUUUGAUUCUGACAAGGAGAAUUGGCAGCAAAUGAGGAAAAAAAAAUUGUAGGUGAGCACAUGGCUAUGGAAAAUAGUUAUAGUGAAAGCAACAUGAAAAUUUCCCCAAAUCUCAAGCAUCCAGCUGUAGAGUUUUUAAUAACAUUGAAGAGGAUCUUUCUGACUCUGCUGAGAAUGGUCUCAAAAGUGAAUAGAGCAAAACUCUUCACCACUUUUCUUCACGGAAUUUCAUUACCUCACACAGCUUGAUGAACUUGCUGAACUUGCUGACUGUAAACCUGUAGAUUUUUAUCAACUCUUUAUAGAUCAAGAAUUUGUAAAAUAUAUGAAGAGUCAAACGUUUUAUGCACAGUAAACUGCAGAUCAAGCUAAAAGAUAGGGAACUCUACUAUUGCCUACUUCCAAACUAAACAGAAGGAGAUCAUUCAAGAAAUUACAUGAUCUAUUCGUUCUAUUUGUGUGUCCAAAAUAUUCUUUGGAAAGGUCAUUUGAGAUGCUUGAUAUAAUUUAAAUUUGAGAGAAAGUGCCUUUUCAGGAAGGAAUGAUGAAGGAACAGUUGAUUUCUGCAAAGUUUGAACUUCACUUUUAGUUCCAUCUGCUAUGUCGUCACUUUCAGUUCUUUUUUAUAAUUUCUUUUUUAAAUGUUUGAAUUUCAUGUACCUGAAUAUCCAUAUAAGAUGUUAGCAAUUGGCAUAUUUAUACACACUGACAGAAUUAUGGAGAUACCAACACAAUUUAUUCAGACGUUCAUUGACUAUAGCUAUCCUAGUGAAAAUUGUCUUUGUGUCUUUAUUGUAACUGCUGAAGACUAGUGGCUAAAGAAACAAGAAAGUCUAAUGGGGUGGAGUUUGAGAAAGCAUUGAGAUGCAUGCCUGCAAGCAUCACCACACACAGAAUGCACUCUCGUCUUGUGAUGUCACUUCUGUACACAGAUAUGUCUAAUUAACAGAUAAUAGUAAUGUAUCCUGAUGUCUGUGUGGUUGACCUUGGUCUGUGAAUCUUCCCUCCUCCCCACUUUGUUUCAGCCACUUACUGAAAGAUCAUCCGUGUAAAUGAAAGGCUCUGUUGACACAUAUAAUCUUAUUUUUUUACCUUUGCACAUUGGUCCAGAGGUUUCUGAAAACUAAUAAUCGUUGCAAUUCCUGAUCAUUGCCAUCAAGAUUUAGUCCCCCCAAAUCAUCUAAAUGUCCUCAGAAGUGAAUGUUUGUUUAAAGAUUUUCAAAAUCAGAAUGACUGUAGUCCAACUUUUUAUUCAUUAUUUUAAUUUUCAAGGUGGGUGCUGCUGCUACAACACUGUACCUCUUGAAAUGCCCAGGUUUUGCAUGACAUCUUGUGUGCUUCUGCUUUGUAAGCAUGUUUAUCAUAAGUGAGAGAAACAUUUGUGCCAAUAGUCUAAAGCUUUUUUUUUUUCAUAUGACAGACAUGUGAUGUUGCAUUUAAUUCUAUGUUUAGACAUUACAUGUUGCAAGAUUGCAGAUACGUGAGAUCUGGAUCACACAUGCUGUAGCACAUUCAAAAUUAUUUCUGCAUAGCAUAAAUAGUUAUGACACUGGUGUGGGACACAUUCUUUAAUGAGCAAGUUAACAUUAUAUCAAAUAUAUUUUGAAGUUUACAAAAAGACUGCUGUUAGAUAAAGUUAUUCAUAUUACUCCAAUGUAAUUCUGGGCAAGUUUAUAAAGAUGUGAAAGGGUUUGAAACUGAUCAGGGAUAAAACAGCCCACUUUAAAAUUGCUGAAAACCUAGAUUUUUGUCAGGCAUGAUCUUAUGAAUACAAAAGAAAGAAAAAAAAAUUAUAAAAAUAUGAUGUGUGCGAUAAGUGACUUG
This is a messenger RNA of Pomacea canaliculata, 5487 nucleotides long. RefSeq names its product alpha-1,2-mannosyltransferase ALG9-like. The record is from RefSeq and is a predicted model, not a curated record. Gene Ontology annotation, biological process: protein N-linked glycosylation. Bases 1492 to 3324 code for a protein of 610 amino acids. Gene Ontology annotation, molecular function: alpha-1,2-mannosyltransferase activity. Gene Ontology annotation, cellular component: endoplasmic reticulum membrane. Lineage: Eukaryota; Metazoa; Mollusca; Gastropoda; Architaenioglossa; Ampullariidae. The transcript is spliced from 17 exons.